This is a messenger RNA of Mytilus trossulus (common blue mussel), 3867 nucleotides long. Its product is annotated as CD109 antigen-like. Gene Ontology annotation, cellular component: extracellular region. Lineage: Eukaryota; Metazoa; Mollusca; Bivalvia; Mytilida; Mytilidae. The coding region runs from base 1 to 3867 and encodes 1288 amino acids. Gene Ontology annotation, molecular function: endopeptidase inhibitor activity. The record is from RefSeq and is a predicted model, not a curated record. The transcript is spliced from 31 exons.
AUGUAUGCUGUAAUGGAAAAGUCCAGAUUAAAUAACUUGUCGAUCGAGUACCAACUCGAUAUGUUUGAUAAGGCUAUUGUUCCUAUACUAACUUAUGGUCAUGUGGGAAUAACCGUUUUCCCAUUGAGACUGGAAAAUGGCGCAACAUCCCAAAAUCUGGAAGAUUGUGACACCUUUGUGGCUCAGCUGACAUUGGUGAUGAAUACCAUUAUAUCUUGUCUUGAUACUUUGGGUAAUCGUGUAAAACAAUAUUUGAAAGUGACUGACGAUUACGGAGUUUUUGGCGGAUUUUUGCAACUAUCAUCUGUAACGAAACUUGGUGAUUGGCGGAUACAAGUAUCACAGUCUGGAUCAAAAGAAACAAAAACGUUUGCUGUUGAGGAGUAUGAGUUACCAAAGUUUGAAGUAAAAGUUUCACUACUUGAUCCUCCUCUGAAAGAAGACAAUGACUUUGUAAUAAGAAUAACAGCUAUAUACACGUUUGGAAAGCCUGUUGAAGGCAUUGCUGUUAUACAAAUCAAAAGCUCUAACAGCUGGGUGAAAGAUAUAUAUCUGGAGAGGAAUAUCAAGAUACAUGGGAAAGUUGAUAUAAGGAUUUCUACAUGGGAUUUAUAUCCUCAGUUUGGAGAAUAUUACAGAAUAUUUGCCAAAGUAAACGAGACAGUAACUGGAAAAGAGGCUAACGAUACUGAGGAUUUCCAUUUCGAAAGUGAUCAAUGGAAGGCAAGAUUUUCUCCUGGUAUUCCUUCAACUUUCAAACCUGGAUUAACAUAUACCAUUAUAGUUAUAUACAAAAAGAAAUAUCUGACAAAUAAGUAUUUGUAUAAAGCGACAUCCCCGAGUAGUAACUAUCUUCAGAUAAGAACUAGAAGUGGAGUAACGGUUCAGCCUGGCAGUAUUCUACACAUAAUUAUUCAAGUUACAGAGAAAAUACAUUAUUGUAAUUACCAGAUUUUUGCAAAAGGGUCACUUGUGGACAGUGGACUUUUUAAUAUGAAGAUGAGGUAUUCAAGGAAACACAAGGUUUCUAUCACAUAUGCUAUGACACCGACGGCAAAGAUGAUUGUGUAUUACGUCAGAGCAGACGGCGAAAUAGUUGCAGAUGCCGUUACAUUUUCUGUACAGGAUGUUUUAAAAAACAAGGUUACGAUAAAGUUUGACAAGACCAUGGCUGAACCUGCUGAUCGAGUUGUCCUUCGUGUUACUGCAGACCCUGGGUCAUUAGUUAAUGUUCUUGCGGUUGACAAAAGUAUUUUAUUAUUGAGAUCAGCAAACGACAUUACUGCAGCAGACGUGCUGUCGGAAUUAAAGAAAUAUGAUUAUACUUACUCGCCAUCGCUCAGUAAUUGGGAAACCCUGACAACAAUACCAGAUAAUGGAGGAAAUUCAAAUGCAGUGUUUUCUAAUAGUGGGAUGUAUGUGUUAACAGACUGUAACUUAGUCGGAGCACCACCACAACGAUCUCGAGUAACAGCACCUUCAAGGCAAUUUGGGCGACGCAGAACAACAGUACUCUCAUCAUCCGUUUCUCCAGGCAUAUCAGUGGCAAGCACCAUGAUGUCAGUUACAACAGUUCCGUCUGUCUCAGGAGACUCAGGAACAUCAACUCCUUCUUUAACGGAACCUCACAAUAAAAGGUCAAAGUUUCCAGAGACAUGGUUAUGGAUGAAUACCACAACGAGUGAAAAUGGUCAUGCCUCUAUAGAGACGAUUGUUCCUGAUACUAUUACACAGUGGAUAACUUCAUCGUUUGCAGUUAACAAAAACACUGGGUUUGGAGUAUCAGCGAAUGCAAAUAUCACAACAUUUCAAAGAUUCUUCAUUCGAUUAGAAUUGCCGUAUUCUGUUAUUCGAGGAGAAAUUUUAAUUCUUCAAACAACCAUAUUUAACUAUAUGGAGGAAGAUCUUAACGUUCACGUCAGCCUGAGUAAAAAUGAAAAUAUAAGUUUUGCGGAUAAUGACGGAAACCCUAUGUUCUCACCUAGAAGAGAGUGGACAAAGACAGUUUUAGUUCCGAAGGACACGGUUAGAUCCGUUUAUUUCCCAAUUAUCCCAGUACGAAUAGGGACAUCAUUGAUUGAUGUUACAGCUAGAACAAUAACAGGUGCUGAUGCAGUUCAAAGAAAACUUUUAGUGAAGCCAGAGGGUAUAAAACAGAAUUAUAAUAUACCUAUACCAGUAGAUUUAACAAAUGAAAGAUCAUAUUCGACAGAAGUGGACGUCACAUUCCCUCCAAACGUUAUCAAUGAAUCUCAGUUCAUCAAGGUUUCCGUAAUAGGUGACAUUAUUGGAAAAACGUUAUCUGGAAUAGAAGAUUUACUACAGAUGUCGUACGGAUGUGGUGAACAAAACCUCGUCAGAUUUGUACCAAAUGUGUUUGUUUCAUCAUAUCUGAACGUAACCGAGCGACUGACAAAUGACAUCGUUGCUAAAAUAGACAAGUUCCUUACAGCAGGAUAUCAACGUCAGCUAUCGUAUGCUCGUCAUGAUGGAUCAUUUAGUGCAUUUGGUAACUCCGAUAGACAAGGUUCUACAUGGUUAACCGCGUUUGUGUUAAAAUCAUUUGCACAAGCGGCAGAAUCUACUUACAUUGAUCCAGAAGUGAUUAGAAAAGCAGCAUAUUUUCUUCUGAGGAGACAAACAUCUUCCGGUGAAUUCAAAGAGUACGGCACGGUGUACAGUAAAGCAUUACAGGGUGGAUCAGCAUCAAGCUCUGCCAGUUUAACAGCAUAUGUUAUCAUUGCAUUUGAAGAGGCUAAACUUAACAAUCAGAUACCUAGUAAUAUGAUCAGAGAAGUAAAUUCAACUUUACGCAGGGGUGCUAUUCAUAUUGCUAAGUCUUUAGAGCAACACAAGAAUGUUUCUUCGAGUUAUCAAUACGAAUUGAUUAUUUGUACAUACGCCUUAGCCUUAUCCAAAACACCGCUGUCAGAUGCACUUUUGGAAAAAAUCGAGAUAUUUGCUAAUACAACGAACGGCGACAAAUUCUGGCAGUUAUCUGAGAUGGAAGCAGAAUCAAUUCAACCAUACAGUCACUGGAAACCACCUCAUACCCAAGUCAGAGCACUUGACAUUGAAAUUACAUCAUAUGUAUUGUUAAUCUAUAAUUUAAAAAACGACACAGCAAACGGUAUUAAAGUAGUAAGAUGGUUAAACAAGCAGAGAAAUCCUUUUGGCGGGUUCAUUUCCACACAGGAUACUGUUAUAACAUUACAAGCCAUCACAGGCCUGGCUGAACAGGUUUAUACACCACAGUUUAGAGCAUCUCUGACUGUAACGGGAAAUGAAGGGAAUGUUUAUAGGUUUAAUGUUGACAACAGUAAUUCGCUUGUUCUACAGAUGGAAGAUAUGCCUAUAUCAACCAGAAGAGUUCGCGUUGAAGCACGAGGGUAUGGUUUUACGAUGGUGGAGGUGUCUGUAUUUUUCAAUGUCCCAGAGGAGCUUCGAAAACCAGCGUUUGCCUUAGAUAUUAACAUCCUAAACGAUUCAGUUCUAGGGUUUAGGCUUCAAAUAUGCUUCAGUUGGUUAAGAGGCAACAACAGUACAAUGGGGUAUAUUGAAAUUACCAAACCAACUGGAAUGGAAACCGACAUUGGCUCCUUGAAUACAAGCAGUACAUAUGGCCUUUAUAAGAAAAAAGAAAUAACUGCAGAUCAAUUGAAUCUAUAUUUUGACUGGAUUACUAGUAAAGAAAUGUGUAUUGAUAUAAACAUAGAUAGAGUGAGUCUUGUGGCUAAACAGAAACCUGUUCCAUGUCGGAUUUCUGAAUAUUAUGAACAAAGUAAUGAAGUGAUAAAGAUGUAUCAAUCUAAAGUAUUGUCUAGUUCGUCUAUAACGGAUGUUUGUGGAACAACUAAUUGUCAGUAA